AUCCUAGAUAUAAAAAACUUUGUUUUCCUGAUAUGACUAUUGAAGAAAUUUUAUUACCAGUUAGACAAAAAAUUAAUCAACAAACACCUUUAUCAGUACCUAAAAAAAUAUCAAGUUUUUAUCAAAAAUUAAAACAUUCUUCACAACAAGCACAAAUAAUUGAUGAUGAAGUUCAAAAAUAUUGGUUAUUUGCUGAAGCAGAUGAAACUAUAAAACUUUUAGAUUGGUGGAAUACUCAUACAAUCUUCUAUAUUGUUAAACUGACGGUCGUUUUUCUGGAUCUUUAUCCCAACACUUCUUCAAAAGAUUUACGUAGCAUG
Molecule: messenger RNA, 320 nt
Organism: Dentiscutata heterogama
Lineage: Eukaryota; Fungi; Glomeromycota; Glomeromycetes; Diversisporales; Gigasporaceae
Source: the annotation of a GenBank genome assembly